GAUGUGGGCGGCAAGAGUACAUACCUGCGCCAGGGCGCCUUGAUAUUGAUUCUGGCGCAGACUGGUACCUUUGUGCCUGCCAACGAAGCGCAGCUGCAUGUGGUUGAUGCCAUCUACUCGCGGAUCGGGGCCCAUGACAAUCUGGCACUCGACCAGUCGACGUUUAUGGUGGAGAUAAGCGAGACGACAGACAUCCUGCGGCAUGCGACCAGCCGGUCAUUGGUGAUCCUGGACGAGAUUGGGCGCGGUACGUCGACCACAGACGGAGUGUCGAUUGCCUAUGCGACACUGAAGUAUCUGCACGACAAGGUCAGAUGCAAGGCGCUGUUUGCUACACACUACCACGAGCUGGUGCCGCAUGUCGUGCCAUCGUUGGCCGGGGUGCAGCCGCUACAUACGGCGAUAUAUGAAGAUGGUGAGGGCGGGUUUGCGUUUUUGCACAAGGUCAAGCCGGGAAUUUGCGAGAGAUCGCAUGGCCUGUAUGUAGCCCAGAUAGCCGGGAUGCCCGAUGAGGUGCUAGAGACUGCCCGGCAGUUUGCCAUCAGGAGAUGCAGUGUUUAA
Messenger RNA from Linderina pennispora, 561 nucleotides. Its product is annotated as DNA mismatch repair protein MutS. Gene Ontology annotation, molecular function: ATP binding; mismatched DNA binding; ATP-dependent DNA damage sensor activity. Gene Ontology annotation, biological process: mismatch repair. The transcript has a single exon. NCBI's taxonomy places the organism in Eukaryota, Fungi, Kickxellomycota, Kickxellomycetes, Kickxellales, Kickxellaceae. The record is from RefSeq and is a predicted model, not a curated record. The annotation marks the transcript as partial.